GCGCCGAUCUGAGCGGAGCUCCCCCGCCGAUAGGUUUCCGGGCCAGUCAAAGCGCGUUCUUUUAGCCCUUGUUCUUCUUCUUCGGGCGGUGCUUGGUGGAAGGAAGCUUCCGAGCUUUGGUGGAAUUUUUCGUGCGGCGGGGAUGGAGCCGCGGGUUGGGAACAAGUUCCGGCUCGGCCGCAAGAUCGGGAGCGGCUCCUUCGGGGAGAUCUAUCUCGGGACCAAUAUCCAGACGAACGAGGAGGUCGCGAUUAAGCUGGAAAAUGUAAAGACAAAACAUCCUCAGUUGCUCUACGAAUCAAAGAUUUACAGGAUUUUACAAGGAGGAACUGGAAUUCCAAAUGUCAGAUGGUUUGGUGUCGAAGGAGACUACAACGUCUUGGUUAUGGAUUUGCUGGGGCCAAGCCUGGAGGAUCUAUUUAACUUUUGCAGCAGAAAAUUGUCUCUUAAGACUGUACUUAUGCUUGCCGAUCAGAUGAUAAAUCGAGUGGAGUUUGUCCAUUCCAAGUCUUUUCUGCAUCGAGACAUCAAGCCAGAUAAUUUUCUCAUGGGUCUUGGUAGGCGGGCUAAUCAGGUCUAUGUUAUAGACUUUGGUCUUGCCAAAAAGUACAGGGAUACUUCAACGCAUCAACACAUCCCAUACAGAGAGAAUAAGAACUUGACUGGGACCGCAAGAUAUGCUAGUGUGAACACUCAUCUUGGCAUUGAACAAAGCCGAAGAGAUGACUUGGAAUCUCUUGGAUAUGUACUCAUGUACUUCCUAAGGGGAAGCCUGCCCUGGCAAGGUCUGAAAGCAGGAACGAAGAAGCAAAAGUAUGAGAAGAUCAGUGAGAAAAAAGUUGCAACAUCAAUUGAGGCUUUAUGUCGUGGGUAUCCUACUGAGUUCACAUCAUAUUUCCAUUAUUGCCGCUCGCUUCGGUUUGAUGACAAGCCUGAUUAUUCCUACCUUAAGCGACUCUUCCGUGACCUCUUUAUCCGCGAAGGUUUCCAGUUUGAUUAUGUAUUUGACUGGACAAUACUGAAGUACCAGCAAUCACAAAUUGCUAGUGCUCCUCCUCGUGUUGUGGGCCAUGGUGCAGGACCUUCUGGGCUGACACCACCUGCACUGCAGAAUGAUAGUCAGUCUGGCGCCGUUGAAGGGAGGAUUAGUGGUUGGUCAGCAAUGGACCGGCGCCGUGCCCCACCACCCCCUAUUGCAAGUGUGGGGAAUUCUUCUAAGCAGAAAGCCCCUGUAGGAAAUGAUGCCCCUAUUUCUAAAGAUCCUGCGACAUCUGGCUCAAAUCUCUUGGGACGGUCAAGUGGAUCGUCAAGAAGAGCUGCUGUUUCAAGUAGCCGGGAUGCUAUGGCAAGUGAUACUUAUGAGCCUUCACGAUCACGCACAACUGAUGCAAGCCCUGGGACAUUUCGUAGGGCCUCAGGUACUCAGAGAAGCCCACCAGUAGAUUCCGCAGAGCCAAAGCGCUCCUCUUCAGCGCGGCACCCAUCCAACACAAAGAACUAUGAGUCUGCUCUCAAAGGUAUUGAAGGUCUUAAUUUUGAUGGCGAUGAGAGGGUUCAGUACUAGUAGCAUUGAAGAAUUCUACUUCUACAUGUGCCGUGUAUAAAUCAUAAUCUGAAGGUAAGCACAGCAUUUCCUGUUGAGUUUUGGAUCACAGGAGAUGAUUAGGAGGAGGAUGUGAAGUGCUAUUGCCAGAUGAUGGUCCUCUGGACACAGUAAAUAAAUCGUCAAAUCGUGGGCCCGAGGCGCAUGAAAUUCAGCUCUCAUAAUUUAUUAUGGUUGUUCUGUAAAUGUCUUUAUAGUUUGUUAAUCUGGCGCCUCUUGAGUUCGUGGGUCUGUUGUAUUAUUUAUGUCUCUGAGAGUUGCUGUGUCUAUGAACAGCCAAGAUCAGCUGGUAAAACUUGUAUUUGGAAAAGUGAAACUUGAUCAUGUAGAAUUUUUUCAUCAGUUCAUUGAGCAAAUUUGCCUGAUAACAA
Molecule: messenger RNA, 1974 nt
Organism: Lolium rigidum
Lineage: Eukaryota; Viridiplantae; Streptophyta; Magnoliopsida; Poales; Poaceae
Product: casein kinase 1-like protein 2
Exons: 14
Coding region: 143-1564 (473 amino acids)
Biological process (GO): peptidyl-serine phosphorylation; signal transduction; endocytosis
Cellular component (GO): nucleus; cytoplasm
Molecular function (GO): ATP binding; protein serine/threonine kinase activity
Source: RefSeq, a predicted model, not a curated record